Messenger RNA from Aspergillus uvarum CBS 121591, 715 nucleotides. RefSeq lists its product as uncharacterized. The record is from RefSeq and is a predicted model, not a curated record. The transcript has a single exon. NCBI's taxonomy places the organism in Eukaryota, Fungi, Ascomycota, Eurotiomycetes, Eurotiales, Aspergillaceae. The coding region runs from base 49 to 549 and encodes 166 amino acids. Gene Ontology annotation, molecular function: heme binding; oxidoreductase activity, acting on paired donors, with incorporation or reduction of molecular oxygen; iron ion binding.
AAAACAAACACAAAAUGGUUUUUUUUGUUAUUUAUCUUGCUAUGUCGAAUGCUCAAUGGUGCUAGUGGCAGUAGUAGUAGCAGUAGCAGUACCUCGACGCGGUGGUCAACGAAGUCCUGCGGCUGUACCCGCCCAUCCCCACCACGCCCCGAGCCAUUGAAGUGCGCCGUUGGCCUGAAGACCCGAUCCGGCACCGGCGUCGUGCUGCCCGUGGAUGCGCGCGUGGCCGUCUCGCUCGACAUGCUGCAUCGGGAGCCGCAGGUCUGGGGCGCGGAUGCCGCGGAGUUUCGGCCGGAGCGGUGGGAGGGGCUGCGCGGGAAUGCGCUCGAAGGCCAGUGCAAUUACUUGCCGUUUCUGACCGAACCCCGACGCUGCCCGUGUAGCGGCUAUGUGAUGCAGCAGGCGAAAGUGUUCCUGGCGGUGCUGGUGCUCGAAGCGGACUUGGAGGUCACGAACGCGGCGACGGUGCGGAAGAGGCUGGGUCCGGUUUCGGAGCCAACGGUGUCGCUGGUGUUCUCGGUGCAGGCGCACCAAGGCAUGGGAAUUUAGGGUUUGUGGACGCAUCGCUAUUCGGAGAGGUUGAGGCUCCUUAGACGUAUGCACAUGUCGAUAGUUCGAAGGAGAUUACAUGGAUCUUACAGGGCCAAGUCUAUAUAUCUGAUAGAUGGGUUUUAUGUACUCUAUAAAAACUCGUGUUAACUCAUACUACUGCUUG